Camellia sinensis is the source of this 478-nucleotide messenger RNA. Its product is annotated as glycine-rich RNA-binding protein 4, mitochondrial. Lineage: Eukaryota; Viridiplantae; Streptophyta; Magnoliopsida; Ericales; Theaceae. The record is from RefSeq and is a predicted model, not a curated record. Gene Ontology annotation, molecular function: RNA binding.
UUUUAAUUUACCCUUAUAUUUUGUAAUUACAAUUUGCACAGCCUUGUCACUGGCUUCGUCGGCAAUGAAGCAGAGUUUGGUUUCCAUUGCGAGAAGAGCAAGCUGGCGUUUCUAUUCUUCACCAUCCUCUUCUCCUUCCAACAAUAAACUCUUCGUCGGCGGUUUGUCAUGGUCAGUGGAUGAGAAGACAUUGACAGAUGCUUUUUCUUCUUAUGGGGAUGUCACUGAAGUGAGGAUAUUGUACGAUAAAGAAACUGGCAGAUCAAGAGGCUUUGGUUUUGUAAAUUUUUCAAAAGAAGAUGAUGCCAGAUCUGCAAAAGAUGCCAUGGAUGGGAAGGCAUUUUUAGGUCGACCAUUGCGGAUAAGCUUUGCUCUUGAAAAGGUUCGCGGAACUCCUGUUGUAGUCCCUCGUCUUUCAAACGUUGGAGAGGCUGCCAAUCGAAACAAGUGAACUUAUUUGGCAGUUUUUGUGUUUGAU